UGCCUUUUGAAAUCCAAAAGCAUCUUCCGGCAUUGUAACUAUACUUGCAUAAGAGUUAAUCUGUCAGCAAAGUUAGUAAUGUUUUGGAUGAUCUGUUAAUAGAGAGGGGAAUUAAACAGCCAUAUGAGAGGAUCAUGUGUCUGCUUGCUGCUGGAAGCUCUGCACGGUGCUGAGGCAGCAGGGAAAGGCAGAGACUUGCCGUGGCUGGGUGGAAAGAAGACAAAACAAAAUGCCAACGUUUUCUGUGAUGUAUAAAGGAGCCGUCAUCAUUAGCAGGACUCUCAUGGGUCCAUACGGUGCAGACCGCAUUGUACAUUCCAUAGACUUCACAGACUGUGAGAAUGGACUGGGAAUUAAAGUUAUUGGAGGAGUAAAGGAAUUAACUGGCGAGGAACACGGGGUGUUUGUCAAAAGAAUCCUACCUGGUGGCCUUGCUUCGAGUGACGGACAUCUUCAGCCUGGGGACCAGAUCUUAGAAGUGAAUGGGGAAAGUUUAAUAGGAGUAACAAGCGACAGGGCAGUGGACAUCCUCAGAUCAGCGUCUGCUUCCAAUCACAUGCGCCUUUUCAUAGCAAGAGAUGAUGAGGCUAGGAGGGAGUUUGCUGAACUGCUUGAGAAGUCCGGCUCCAGCAGCAGUACAGGCUCUGCAAGGAGCUCCCCUAGCCAACACAGCGGCAGCAGAUAUUUAGAUAGCACCUCAUCGGGGUCCUCGUCGCGCUCCCAGAGUCCUCUGCUGCUGAGUCCGGCUGGCUGUCAUAGUGCUUAUAAUGGAAGCUCUGGACCCUUACUGCGCUCAUUCAGUCACCCUGGUGAAGGCCUGAUUCAGCUCAUCUCCAUCCCGAGGGCUUCAGGAUUUGGCAUUGCCAUCGGCGGCGGCUUGAACCGGCCUGACGGACCAGCAGUGUUCAUACAGGAUAUCCUCUCCGGGGGGGACUGCCACAGGGAUGGCAGACUCAGACCCGGAGACCAGUUAAUUGCGAUCAAUAAGGAGUCGUUGAUAGGUGUGACACAUGAGGAGGCCAAGUGUACCCUUAACAAAGCCAAGUUCAGGCAGGAAGGCACGGUGGAGAUCGCGUUCAUUCCUGGACAGAGGCCCUUUCCGGGGAGCAGCUCGGUGCCCACCGGAGUGCAGCUCUGUGCGGGGGGUGGGCAUGGCGUGGGCAGGUUAAAAGUGCACGUGAGGUCCCCUGAGGUACGCACACACCCACACUUACCCUGUACUCACGAGCCCAGAGAGAGACAGACAAGACAGGAAGAGCUAUUGCCAGUGCCUUUGCCCUCAGCAUCCUCCGAUAUCUGCCCUCCAGAGCUCACAGCGUCAGGAACCUCCACAUCGCUGAAUUCCAGCACAGCCUCUGAAACUAAACAAAAAGUGUCACUGGACCCGUAUGUCAGGCUCAAGUCAGAGAAACUUGACUUGGCACUGAGGUACCUGGGGCUGGAUGUCCCUGAACAGAAGAGGAGAAAGUUGCUUCAGAGCCUCACCGUGGAUCCACAAGGAACUGUAGCCUAUGGCGAUUUCGUGGAGGCAGCCCGGGAUGUUCUGCAUGAGAAGCUGGAGGAAGCAGGUCUGGGGUCAGGCCCUUUCAUGUUUUCUUAUCACGAGGCAGCCAGCUUAAUGGAUACAUCUGCAUUCCAUUCCCCUACAUGUGACUCUGUGAGUGGGAACAACACGGAGGAGCUGGAGCACUUCCAGUCUGAGGCAACGCUUCUGCAGCAGCAGGUGAAACAGUUACAGACUCUACUAAGAGACGCACAGAACAGCAAGAAGACCCUGGAGGAGGAGCUGCAGAAAAGCAAUCAGACAGCGUCUGCCUUGUUCGCGGAGAAUAAGACCCUGAGAAGCAAGCUGCAGGUGGCCGAGGUGGUGCAGCGGCAGACCCAAAGUGCAGAGCAGGAUUAUGAGGAGGUGAUCCAGCUUCUGGAGGCUGAGAUCAGAGAUCUGAAAACCCAGCUGGAAGGGACAAAACACACCAAGGGCAGCGAAGCUACCAAAGAAGAUGUGCUUGAACUCAAAAGAAGACUUUCUGCCGUUGACUGCCAGCUCCGGAAAUCUGAGCUCACGAGGAAACAUCUAGAGAUCUCCAACUUGAAGCUGCUGGUAUUUGCUCAGAAUGUCCACAGGGUCCUGACAUCCUCCAGUCUAUUAACACCAGAAAACGGGCUGAGGAAGCAGUUACCAGACUCGAAGGCAGGGGGCACUGUUGACCCGCAGUUACCAGACUCGAAGGCAGAGGGCACUGUUGACCCAAAAGGCCUAUGGGUUGCAGAGGUGAAGGAGUUGGUGGAGUGUGCCUGCUCCCUCAGCACUGGCCACACGUUGCUGAAUGGCUGGGAGGAGUGCAGCACCCCAGAAGAGACCAAGUACUUUGCUGAUGCUCACGGAAAGUGCUGGAUUGACAACAAUGGAGACUGAGGCCCUCAACUCUUCCACAGAGCAGCCGUAAUCACCAGCAAACAACAAGGGCUUCUCCAUCUGGAACCAUUAAGAGAGAGAAGGACACCCAGGAAGGAGGAUCUGAUCACUGAACUGCCAUCAUCUAAACAAGCAAAAGAGCAUGAUGAAGGAAUCCCACUACAGAAGACUUUACAGCAAGCAACUGUGUCGACAGCUCAAUUCAUUGCAAGAGUAGAAGAUGCUGCAAAUGGCAACUGCUUUAUUGAUAUUCCAUUAAAUGCAAAAUUGAGCUUUUAAUCCAAAAAUAUGCACCAACAUUGUCUGUUCAAGUUAAGUGUCAAAGAAAAACAAACAACAAAAAGAAACCUGUGCUUCUAUUCAAGCAUCAGAAAUGUGCAGCAAGAAACCAACGAGAAACCAAUGAGGAUCCAAUGCGGAACCAACGAGAAACCAAUGAGGAUCCAACGCAGAACCUAUGAGAAACCAACGAGACACUGACGAGGAACCAACGAGAAACCAAUGAGGACCCAACGCGGAACCUAUGAGAAACCAACGAGACACUGAUGAGGAACCAACGAAAUGGGAAGAUUCCUCUUCAGACAGUGGUCGUGCUGUAACAGAGCGUGAGAAUGUAACUGUUGAGAGACGCUAUGUGUGGGCGGGGUUUUGUUUUAGUAUCGCUAUUUCAGACUUGACCUUCUGUUGCCUGUAUGCCCUUUAAAACAGAUUGAGGGCGGUUUGGUAUGAUUUUUCAGUCAAUUGCAUCACCGAUGGAUUCAGAACAAGGUCAUUGAAUGAAUUAAUAAACAUUGCACAUUGUUGGAAAUAUUGCACAUUUGUAUUUAUUGCAUAUAUCAAGUGCUCUGAAAUGUUAUAUUACUAGCAACCAUUAUGUUAAUAAAAUACAACACAUUAAUAAGACCUGAAAAUAAUCAUACUAAGUUAUCUAGUCUUGUAUUUUAUUUAGCUUGAAAUAUACAUGUGGCCUGGGUUUUUAAUUUUUUUUUA
This is a messenger RNA of Polyodon spathula (Mississippi paddlefish), 3406 nucleotides long. Its product is annotated as syntaxin-binding protein 4. The transcript is spliced from 23 exons. Gene Ontology annotation, molecular function: protein binding. Lineage: Eukaryota; Metazoa; Chordata; Actinopteri; Acipenseriformes; Polyodontidae. The record is from RefSeq and is a predicted model, not a curated record. The coding region runs from base 230 to 2416 and encodes 728 amino acids.